Molecule: messenger RNA, 519 nt
Organism: Ilyonectria robusta
Lineage: Eukaryota; Fungi; Ascomycota; Sordariomycetes; Hypocreales; Nectriaceae
Exons: 1
Coding region: 1-519 (172 amino acids)
Source: RefSeq, a predicted model, not a curated record
AUGGUCGACUUCUGUAUCGCUUUGGCUGGAGAUGAUAUUAUGAGUGCGUCACGACGACGGCAGGAGAUGGCGAACGACUCCAGCUCUAUCAACCACACAUCUUAUAAGCCUAUCCGAGACCGGCCUAUUGCCGUGAACAUCGAAACUAAGGCACCCGCAAGCUCAAAUGAGGAAGCAAAGGCCCAACUAUCGGUGUGGACUAUCGCCUAUCUCAAGCGGCUACGGUCGUUGGCUUGUACGUCUAACUCCACGCUGGCAGUUGAUGUGACAAUUCCUGUGAUAUCCGUCUGCGGGGGGAAAUGGGAACUUUACUUCGUGAGAGACAAAGUCGACGGGAUGGACGUAAUUCCAACUUUUUCCAUUGGAAGUACCGACACGCUUGUUGGCUGCUACAAGAUUGCUGCCUUCUUGAGGCAUCUGGGCAUUUGGAUCCAGACGGUAUAUCGAGAAUGGUUGUUGAAGAAUGCCUUGGCAGUGGAAAAUAUUGGCGAGGUUGGGAAUACAAUUUUUUAUGUAUAA